UGCUACGCUAAGGGCCUAAUUUUUCGAUUUUUGACAUUUGACAACUAGUGCAAACUGCUGGGUAGCCUGUGGGUGCACAAGACGCGCCAUCAAUACGGCAACUGGUGCAGCGUGCUGCGUUUUGCAUCUUUGCGGCAGUAAAGAGCAGCUAUCUCCACAGCUUUGGCUGCCUCAAAACGCCGACGCAGCGCAACCUAUGCAACCCGCGCGCAUGCGGUCGCCGCGGAACACGGAGGAGGAGGAGGUCUUCCUCGAAAAAGCCGCCGCCGGGCCCAAGGACCACGUGAUGCUCGCGCCCACGAAAGCAGCCGAGCUGAUAAAGGGAGCGCUCUUCUUCGUGGUCUUCUUCGCGGCGAGCUGCGGCUUCACCGCCUCCCAGGAACUCAUCGUGUCGACGCCGGGCUUUAAACCCUUGCAUAGAGGGUUCCUGACGCUGUGUCACUCGGCGUCCUACUGCUGUUUUGCGGGCUUGGAGCUGUUCCGGGACGGCUGGUCGCCCGCAAAACGCACGACGCCAUUGCGAGAUUACGCCAUCGUGGCCGUCUUUUGCUUCCUGAGCGUUUUCCUGGCGAAUGCCUCGCUGGGAUACAUCCAGUACAGUACGCGUGUUAUGGUGAAAUGUCUGAAACCCUUGCCGACGAUGGCGCUGUCCAGGAUCAUGUUAGGAAGAGAGCGCGCCGCUUAUGGGGUCUGGGAAUAUGUGGGAGCGCUGGUGCUUGGAUUAGGCUUGGCCACGGCGACGCUCGACGGGGCCGAUUUUGCUGGAGGCGAAGCAUCACCCAGAUUGGUGCUCGGGGCUUCUCUUGCUGGAUUGGCCAUCCUCGCCGACUCGUUUGUCUCAACUUUCGAGCAGUGCACUAUAUUUGCAAGGGAAACGCGGCCGCCUCCAGCUGAAUUAGUAUUGUACACGUACGCGAUGGCCGCGUUCCAAUCCUUCCUGGUCUUCGUGUCGAGUGACGAGCCGCAGCACGCCUAUACGUUCUUCUCGGCGAAUCCUACUUUAUUAGCAAAAAUGUUUUGUUCCGAAAUUUUUGGCUAUGCCUCCAUCAGCAUGGUCGUGCGGCUCGUCGCGCACUACGGGGCCACCAAUGCCGAAGUCGCGAAGACCGCUAGGAAGGGCGUCGUGCUGUUCUUUUCGCUGGUCGUCAUCGAGGGCAAGGCGAUCAAAGGCGCCCAGGUCCGGGGCGCGCUCGUGUUCCUGGCGGGCACGGCGGUUUUUGUGGAGGCGAAGCGGCGGCGGAAGGCGCGGUCGUCGCGGCCACGGCUCUACCAGCAGGUGUCUACCGAGGGGCUUGUGUAAUUUUCUCGUCGUUUA
Pelagomonas calceolata is the source of this 1315-nucleotide messenger RNA. Lineage: Eukaryota; Pelagophyceae; Pelagomonadales; Pelagomonadaceae. The record is from the annotation of a GenBank genome assembly.